UACGGAGCCAUACACACGGAGGUCUGCGAGCGCUCCGCGUCCUGCCGGGAAGCCUUCCUUCCUUUCCUGACCGGGAGAAAGCACACACGCGCGCACCAAGGAGGACGCAAAGAUCCGAGACGACGUCGACUGCGGAGACGCCAGAGACAGAGAGAGAGAGAGGCUGACUGUGAUUCCUCGGUGUGACAUUAGGCUCAGUGCGCCGCGCUGGUAAUUAAAGGAGCCUGGAUUAGCCCUCUGCUUGCUGCUGCGCUCCUCUCCUGCAACGCCUCAGCUCCCCCGACGCGCUCGCCUGGAAGGAAAAAUUGUUUGCGCACCCAAAAAAAAGCAACUAAGCAGACCAACAGGCUCCAAAAUUAGAUCCGAUCUGGGGGGUAGUGUUUAGGAAAGCUACUUGCUGCAGCGCGUCCUCUCCUCUCCUGCUCUGAGCGGAGAACAAAGUGCUGUUAAAUCUGCGCUCUGCUGGGACUUGGGACCUGAACCAGGGCAUUCUGGAACUUGCACUUGACAAGAGCGACACGGACAACUCUGACGAGAGCACAGUCACACUCCAGCAGCUCAGGGGAAACUAAGAGUAAAGAAUCAAAUUCCUGCCAAAAUGCCUCUUGCACAAAUCGCGGAGCCAUGGCCCACAGUGGAGCUGGUGCAGCUGGAUACAGAGAACGGGCAGAGCACGACUGAGGACGGAGUCACAGCUGCUGUCAAGAACGAGUCUCGAAUCACCUGGAUAGAGAGGGAGUUUGCCAAUAUUAGAGAUCAGGAAGAUGGAGACAUCAAGGAGAUCAACAUCACCCAUGUGGUCAAAGAGGGCUCAGAGAAAGCUGACGCCUCUCAGUUUGAGCUGCUUAAGGUUUUGGGACAGGGAUCCUUCGGCAAGGUGUUUCUUGUGCGAAAGGUGACCCCUCCAGAUGCCAACCAGCUGUAUGCCAUGAAGGUCCUAAAGAAGGCAACUCUUAAAGUUAGAGACCGUGUAAGGACCAAGAUGGAGAGGGACAUCCUUGCAGAUGUCAACCACCCAUUUGUUGUCAAGCUGCACUACGCAUUCCAGACCGAAGGGAAGUUGUAUUUGAUCUUGGAUUUCCUCCGAGGCGGAGAUCUUUUCACCAGACUCUCUAAAGAGGUGAUGUUCACAGAAGAGGAUGUGAAGUUUUAUCUAGCAGAGCUUGCUUUAGGACUGGACCACCUUCACAGCUUAGGCAUCAUUUACAGAGACCUCAAACCUGAAAAUAUCCUUCUGGAUGAGGAAGGACAUAUCAAACUCACAGAUUUCGGCUUGUGCAAAGAGGCCAUCGAUCAUGAGAAGAAGGCUUAUUCGUUCUGUGGUACUGUCGAAUACAUGGCGCCUGAGGUUGUAAACAGGCAGGGCCACAUCCACAGCGCUGACUGGUGGUCGUUUGGGGUACUGAUGUUUGAGAUGCUGACAGGAUCUCUGCCGUUUCAAGGGAAAGACCGCAAAGAAACGAUGAAUCUUAUCCUGAAGGCACGCCUAGGAAUGCCUCAGUUCCUAAGUGCAGAAGCCCAGUCUCUGCUCAGGGCUUUGUUCAAGAGAAACCCUGCCAACAGACUGGGCUCGGGCGCUGACGGUGCAGAGGAGAUAAAGCGACACGGCUUCUUCUCCACUAUAGACUGGAAUAAACUCUUCCGAAGGGAAAUAAAACCUCCGUUCAGGCCAGCUGUCGCCUGCCCAGAUGACACCUUCUACUUUGACUCAGAGUUCACUUCCCGCACACCCAAAGACUCUCCUGGUGUGCCGCCCAGUGCUGGAGCUCAUCAGCUGUUUAGAGGCUUCAGCUUUGUUGCAUCCACUCUGUUGGAGGAGGAAGGCUCAGUAGAGCCGCCGCAGCCGCCACACCCAGUGGUCCAGCAGCUGCACGGGAAAAACCUCCUGUUCAGCGACGGGUAUGUCCUCAAGGAGGACAUCGGCAUGGGCUCAUUCUCCGUCUGCAAGCGCUGCGUCCACAAAGCCACCAACACUGAGUAUGCUGUCAAGGUGAUUGACAAGACCAACACAGAUCCGUCGGAGGAAAUAGAGAUCCUGCUUCGAUAUGGACAGCACCCCAACAUCAUAACGCUGAAGGAUGUGUAUGACAACGGGAAGCAGGUGUUCAUGGUGACGGAGCUGAUGCGCGGCGGAGAGCUGCUGGAUCGGAUCCUGAAGCAGAAGUUUUUCUCAGAGCGGGAGGCCAGCGCUGUGCUUCAUACCAUCACAAAGACUGUGGAGUACCUCCACUCCCAGGGGGUUGUGCACAGAGACCUGAAGCCCAGCAACAUCCUCUACGUUGACGAAUCAGGAAAUCCAGAGUCCAUCAGGAUCUGCGACUUUGGCUUUGCGAAGCAGCUGCGCGCCAACAACGGCCUGCUGAUGACCCCGUGCUACACUGCUAACUUUGUAGCUCCUGAAGUGUUGAAGCGUCAAGGCUACGAUGAAGGAUGCGACAUCUGGAGUCUGGGAGUCUUACUGUACACCAUGCUGGCUGGCUUCACUCCAUUUGCCAACGGGCCGGAGGACACUCCUAACGAGAUCCUGGGUAGGAUAGGGAGUGGUCACUUCAGCCUGGCUGGAGGGAACUGGAACACUGUGUCUGAUGCUGCUAAGGACCUUGUGUCCAAGAUGCUCCAUGUGGAUCCUCACCAGAGACUGACUGCUAAGCAGGUCCUCAGGCACCCCUGGAUCGUCCAGAGGGACAAGCUGCCCAACAGCCAGCUCCCUCACCAGGACCCCAAACUGGUCAAGGGAGCGAUGGCAGCCACCUACUCCGCCCUGAAGAACUCCCAGCCCACUCCAGAGCUCAAACCCAUCGAGAGUUCCUUCCUCGCCCAGCGGCGUGUCAAGAAGCUGCCCUCCACCUCCCUGUAGCGACUUAAAAAGAAAAAAAAUAAAUAAAUAAAAAACCAGCCGUCCCGCUCAACGGAGCCUGAUUUUUAAAACCAACUUCAAAAGGCUCCAAACCAGCCCAGUCAGCUUGCUCUGGGACGUAGCGUCCAGCCGCCAAAAACCAGCCAAGGAACACCGACUGUGGUCCUGCCCGCGUCUCGUAACAUCACGUUCUCCUGUUCUCACUGUCGUCCUCUGUGUGUGUGGGCUCGUCGGCUGCUGGGAGCCCGUGGAUUCACAGUGGUAAAAGAUCUGGAUAGUGAAUGAAAGCGAUGAGGACGCGUGGGGGUGGGUGUUUAACAGCGGGGGGCGGGGCGUUUUGGGAAUGACACGUUUGGAUGACCGGCGACAGAGCAGAUGCAGCCGAUGAACGUUUUCUCUCCUGAUCAUUGUUGUAAUUAGUUCCUGCUGCACGCUUGUCUUUCGGCCUGUUCAGUUGUCUGCUUUUCUUCUUCUUUUGAAGCUUUAUAUUCCUUGUUGUGCUGCCAAAUCGAUGUGCUGACAGCACAGAGCCACAGUAUUGUCCAACUGCUGUAAAACGUUUUUUUUUUUCUUCUUCUUCAAAGAGCAGUAUUAAAAUGUUAAGUAUUUUUUGGUGGGGCUCUGGUUCAACCAGAACAUUAUGGAUUCUGGGAAAUGUUUUGGGUUGAUGUUGAUCUCAAUUUGUUUGGUUUUACAGACCGUGUGGGGGUGUGUGUGUGUGUGUGUGUGUGAGUGAGUGUGAAUUGCAUGACUUGCAGUGUGUGUCGGUUCUGUCUGCAGAGUCAUGUGCAUGGUGAUGUGAAAAUGUCAUGUGGCUUCUUUGUUUUGCUGCUUUCUCUCUCUGCUUGGUUAAUAAAAAAAAAGUCUCCUAUUUUUAUGACUAUAAACUAGUGAAAUAGUUGGCUUUCUGUGAAAGAAAAUCUGCCCAUGGAACAAUGUGGCAUGUUGAAAUCUGCUCAAUGCUUUGGUUUCUCGUUUAUUCCACUGUUUCUUGGAUAAUGCAUAUUGAAAGCUGUUUAUUGUGUUGCCUGCUUUUGUUGUUGUUUGUGGGGUUUUUUGCUUUUUGUCUCCAGAAACGAAAUGGUUUAAAAUAGUGAAGACAUGCUGAGCAGAUCACAGCCUACAGGUCUCUUCUUAUGUUGUAAGAAUAUAAAAGGGACACUUACUGCUGUCCUGAUUUAACUGAGCACUCAAACACAACUGGCUGAUAAAGCCACACACUCCUUCUCCUUACCUUUUCUUUUCCAUUUAUCAUAUUUGAAUUUCAUUCUUUUUUUUUUUGUUUUACCACUUCCAUCACAAUAAAUCGGUAAUCUGUCGAUCUUUCCUGAAUCACUUCCUGAGUCACGUCGUUCUCUCAGCUCUUUGCCUGCAGGUGAGACUGUCUUGCAUUAUAAUGUGAUUUUAAAAGGACAGACCUGUAAGGCUAUACAUUAAGAACAAGCUGUCUUACCUCAAAAGGGAUCAAGGUUCUGUUCUAAUUGUUUGGCAAAAUGCUCAUUCUUUUGACUGAUGGCAUUGUGGGAAGAUGUUAUUGUAUGAUAAAGAUGAAGAUUUUUAUAUCUUAUAAAAUAAAAAACGGAGUUGCUAUGACAAA
Molecule: messenger RNA, 4454 nt
Organism: Xiphophorus couchianus (Monterrey platyfish)
Lineage: Eukaryota; Metazoa; Chordata; Actinopteri; Cyprinodontiformes; Poeciliidae
Gene: rps6ka1
Product: ribosomal protein S6 kinase a, polypeptide 1
Exons: 23
Coding region: 599-2857 (752 amino acids)
Biological process (GO): intracellular signal transduction; protein phosphorylation
Molecular function (GO): protein serine/threonine kinase activity; ATP binding; magnesium ion binding
Source: RefSeq, a predicted model, not a curated record